UAGUAAAAAUGCACUUUUGCCAUAGCCAUACGCGUUUUCUUAUAACCAAUCACUUUCAUUCAUUUUUAGGUCAAGUUGAAAAUGCUAGCAGCCAGCUGAAUCCUAUUUUCAAAACCGAGCAAGGCAAAUAUUUGGCUAACAAUCUAGCUGACCCACUCAUCAAAGCACUCACCGAAAUCGCCAAUAAGCGACCCGAAGAUCCUGUCGCAUUCCUUGCUAAUUAUCUACAAAAUUAUCUUCAUCAACGCGAUCCCAUAGAGGCAAGCAAUAGUGGCAAGACCAACUCGACAGCGCCAAUUAGAUCCAACUCGCCCUUGUUGCGACGCACGGGAAUGGGUUCGGUGCAGGGUGUUUACAAUGGUAACGGCGGCGAUGAAGAUCGCAUAGAAGAGGAUCAUAUACCGAACGUUGAUGAGGAAGAUGACGAAGAAACGCACGCCAAUCUCGAUGACCGCGAUGAACACGGACAAAGUAUGCUGCAUUUUGCUUGUGCACGUUCCCAUCGACGCGGUGCGCUAAUGCAUCUAAUCGAAGAAUCGAAUAUCGAUAUAACAUAUCGCGAUGAAUUGUAUCGAACGGCGCGUGAUGUAUCGCUGCAGGCAAAUCAGCCAUCGAAUGCGAAAGAUAUCGAUCGUUAUGUGCUAUCGUUGGCUGUGAUUG
Molecule: messenger RNA, 660 nt
Organism: Rhagoletis zephyria (snowberry fruit fly)
Lineage: Eukaryota; Metazoa; Arthropoda; Insecta; Diptera; Tephritidae
Molecular function (GO): protein binding
Source: RefSeq, a predicted model, not a curated record